CUCUAUCUUUAGCUCUCUCUCGCUAUACUAUGAAUGAAGUUUUUUACUGUUACAUGGAACUUCAGCCUAAUUCUUAUCAUUGGGCUUGUAUAUUUUUCGCUUAUUUCAAAUUGCUGUAAUAGCAUAUUUUUGUUGGGUACAGGAGCUUAGUGUAAAAAAUGGCGUUUAAUUAUACGAGAUUAUUAUGUCGAAAUAAUUUAGAGAUCAGUCAUAUCAGAGGAUUGUUCAAAUCUAGUUCAUUAAAUAUUUCUUCAACUGUAUCUAAGUCAGCGGCUGCUACAGCAUGUGAAACUUAUUCUGAAAAAAAUCAUCGUUUGAAACGACCAUUGUCACCCCAUUUAACUAUUUACAAACCUCAAUUGACUUCUAUGCUUUCGCUCUCUCAUCGAGCUUCUGGAUUGAUGUUAGCUUAUUAUGCAACAGCGUCUGGACUAACGGAACUUUUCCAUCCUGGUGGCAUGAGUUGUCUAAUUGACUCAGUGAAUGCUAUAGGUUUACCAUCCCCAAUACUGUUCCUUGGAAAAUUUGCUCUUGCAUUACCAGCUACGUACCAUUAUUUUAAUGGAAUACGCCACUUGAACUGGGAUUUAGGAUUAUUUUUGACAAUCAAGCACGUUUAUGGUACUGGAUGGGCAGUUGUUGGUAUUUCCAUUGCUUCAGCGUUCCUGUUAGCUGCAAUAUUUUAAUUUUAUUAAUAAUUAAAUAAAAAAUAUUCGUAAAACUAAUUAAAAAUUGUUGAGUAAUUAAUAAUUAAUUUAAAAUGAUUAUGUAUAUAAUAAUCUGAAUAUAGAAGUUACCAAGUUAUAUUUAUUUUAAAUUAAA
Cotesia glomerata is the source of this 822-nucleotide messenger RNA. Its product is annotated as succinate dehydrogenase cytochrome b560 subunit, mitochondrial-like. Gene Ontology annotation, molecular function: electron transfer activity; succinate dehydrogenase activity. The record is from RefSeq and is a predicted model, not a curated record. The transcript is spliced from 6 exons. Lineage: Eukaryota; Metazoa; Arthropoda; Insecta; Hymenoptera; Braconidae. Gene Ontology annotation, cellular component: membrane. Gene Ontology annotation, biological process: mitochondrial electron transport, succinate to ubiquinone; tricarboxylic acid cycle. The coding region runs from base 159 to 686 and encodes 175 amino acids.